Molecule: messenger RNA, 4053 nt
Organism: Malassezia japonica
Lineage: Eukaryota; Fungi; Basidiomycota; Malasseziomycetes; Malasseziales; Malasseziaceae
Gene: SMC4
Product: Structural maintenance of chromosomes protein 4
Exons: 3
Coding region: 1-4053 (1350 amino acids)
Biological process (GO): mitotic chromosome condensation
Cellular component (GO): condensin complex; chromosome
Molecular function (GO): ATP hydrolysis activity; protein binding; ATP binding
Source: RefSeq, a predicted model, not a curated record
AUGGACCCGGACGCGUCGCGCGGGGGGGCGGGGCCGAGCGCCGUGCCGGCCACACCGGCGUCGGCCAAGACGCCAGCACGCGCGCGUAUGAUGCAGACGCCGGGACGCAUGCUCUCGAAUCCGUUUGCGACGCCGGCGCGCCGCACGGCCCUGCAGACGCCGGGCAGGACCGUCUCGCGUCCGGUGCGCACGCCGGCCGCUCCGGCGCCGCCGCAGCAGCGGCUGGUCAUUCACAAGCUCAUUUUGCAGGACUUUAAGUCGUAUGCGGGCCGCCAGGAAAUUGGGCCGUUUCACAAGUCCUUUUCGAGCGUCGUGGGGCCCAACGGCAGCGGAAAGAGCAACGUGAUCGACGCGCUGCUCUUUGUCUUUGGCUGGCGCGCGAACAAGAUGCGCCAGGGGCGCCUGAGCGAGCUGAUCCAUAACCGCGAGGGCAUCGCGGCCCCGCCCCAGUGCACGGUGGAGGUGUGGUUCCGCGAAAUCGUCGACACACCCGACUCGGAGGCGUUUACCGUUGUGCCAAACAGCCGCCUGAUUGUGGCACGCACCGCGAUGCGCAAUAACACGUCGCAGUACACAAUCAACGGAAAACGCUCGUCAUUCACAGAAGUCACGGCGCUUCUCAAGCAGCGCGGCAUCGACUUGGACCACAAACGCUUCCUCAUCCUCCAGGGCGAGGUCGAAAGCAUCGCACAGAUGCCGCCCAAGGCCAAGACGGAGCACGAGGAGGGGCUCCUCGAAUAUCUCGAGGAUAUAAUUGGCACAAGCGACCUCAAGCAGCCGAUCCAGGAACACGCACAGGCAGUCGACUCCGCCAAUGAGGCCCGCUCAGAGAAGCUGCACCGCGUCAAGAUUGUGCAGCGCGAAAUGGACCUCCUCGAGCCCAAGCGGCGCGCCGCCGAGCAGUACCUGCGCGACCACAAUGCACUGAUGCGACACCAGUCGGCCCUAUGGCAAAAGUUCAUGUGGCAGUCGCGCAACACGCUCGCCGCCGCCACCGCGGAGCACACGGCGCUCGACGCGCACUUUGAGGCCGAGUCGCAAAAGCACAGCCACGCCAAAGAGGCCUCGGCGUCGCUCCAAACCGAGCUCGACGCGCUCCACGCAGCCGGCACGGAGCUCGAAAAAAAGGUGCAGGCGCUGGCCAAGGACCUUGCACGCGAGGAAAAGCAGCACGUCGAGCUCAGUGCGCGCUCCAAGCUGCUGAACGGAAAACGCAAAAAGCUCGCGACGAGCCUCGCCGACGGCCGCUCAAGCGCGUCGGAAGCACGGGAUGCCGCACAGCAGGCGGGCGAGGAGCUCGAGCAGAUCCUUGCCGAGCUCGCCGCGCACGAGUCGUCGCUCGAGCGCGAGCAAGCGGCUCUGCAGACCAUGUGCGAGGGGCUCGAAAGCAAGACGCGCGUGUUUAACGAUGCGAUCGAGGAAAAGCAGCAGGAGCUCGCGCCGUGGGCCGCCAAGAUCCAGGAGCGCACGGCCGCGCGGAAUGUCGCACAGCAGGAGCGCGAGCUGCUGGCCGGGCGGGGCGACGAGGUCGCACAGCGCCGUAUCGAUGCGGAAGAGCGCUUGGGGGACCUCGAGCGCGAGGCCGAGGAACGGCGUGCCGAAAUGGAGCGCCUCACGACCGAGCACGAAUCGCUCUCGGACAAGGCCGCGGACGAUGCAGAGAUGAUCGAGUCGAUGCGCCUGCAAGAAGACAAGCUGCGUAUCAAAGCACAGACGGCCAAGCGCGCGGCAGAGGACGCGAUCGCAUCAGUGGAGUCGAAUCAGUCGCAGAACGAGGUGCUCAACAGCCUUAUGCGCCAGUCAGAGCUGGGCCUCUUGCAGGGCCUGCACGGCCGCCUCGGUAGCCUUGGCACGAUUCCCGACCGGUACGACCGGGCGGUGAGCACGGCGUGCCGUGCCUUGAAUGAUAUCCUGGUCGAGUCUGUCGAGGCAGGUCAGCAGAGCAUCGAGCACCUGCGCAAGCAUAAUGUCGGCCGCGCGCGUUUCCUUGUCCUGGAAAAGGUCAAGGAGAACACCAAGGGCAUGGCGCCAAUCACCACGCCAGAGAACGUGCCCCGCCUCUAUGACUUGAUUACGUGCAAGGAUCCGCGGUACGCGCGCGUCUUUUACUCGGAGCUGGGCGAUACGCUCGUCGCCAAGGACCUCGCACAGGCGACCCGCAUCGCGUACGGCAAGCGCCGCUGGCGCGUCGUCACCGAGGAUGGCCAGCUGAUCGACAAGAGCGGUACCAUGUCGGGCGGAGGCGGCAAACCGCGUCAGGGCCUCAUGUCCUCCAAGCUGAGCGCGGGCGAAAUCUCGCGCGAGCAGGCUGCGCGUCUCCAAAAAGACGCACAACUCGCGCAGCAGGAGCUCGAGAGCCACAGCAGAUCGCUGCAGCAGCUUGUUGCAAUGCACAGCGCGAGCGAGCAGCGUGGUCCCGAGAUCCAGCGCAAGCUUGCGAUGCUCGAGAUGGACGUGCAGGCUGGCGAGCAGCGUGUCGCCGAUGCAACGCAGCACCUCAAAGCGCUGCAGUCUGCACCGGACCGCAACGACAGCGACGAGGCGCGCAUCGCCGAGCUCGACGAGGAGCUCGACGAGCACGCCUCCGCGCUGGCCGAGCUCGAGGCGACGAGUGGUGCGAUCGAGCAGGCAAUCCGCGAGCUGCAGGAGCAGAUCCUCGAGGUCGGCGGUGUCGAGCUGCGCACGCUCCAAAGCAAGGUCGAAGGCGCGCGCGAAAAGAUCCAACUCGCUACCGAGCGUCAGGCCAAGGUCGAGCUCGCCAAGUCCAAGGCGGAGAACGAGUUGAAGCGCUUCGAGAAGACGCAUGCGUCGAGCGAGGAACAACUGCAAGCGAUCGAUGCAGAGCUCGAAGAACUCCAGCAAAAGAUCAGCGCGCAGGAAACGGCGACCGAUGCGGCACGCAAGGAGCUCGACACGGCGCGGUACGAUGCGGACGAAAAGAGCGAGGCACGCAAAGAGCUGCAGGGGCAGCUCGACGAACACACCGACUCGCUCCGUGUCUUUCGCAAGCUCGAGGUGGAGACCAAGCAGAAGCGCGAGGACCUCAGGCGCCGUGUCGCCGAGCACGAAAAGCAGCUGCGGACGUGGGAGGAGAAACAUGCCCAGCUCGAACUGCACGACGUGCCCGAGGCAGAGCAGGAGGCGGAGCAAGAAGGCGACCAAAGCGAGCAAGACGAGCAAGAAGGAGAGCAAGCGGCCACCAAGGCCGAGGAUGAGGGAGAGGCCGAGGACGUGGCCCGCUCAGCCUCGGCGACGCCCCACGCCUCGCUGCGCCCCGAGUCGACGCACCUCGAAGAACUCGAAGAAGCCGCGCUCGAGGCGCUCGAUGCACACGCCACCGAGGCGGCCAUGUCUGAGCUCGAGGCGCGCAUGGCCGCGCACCCCAUCAACAUCGACAUUCUUGACGAGUACCGCAAGACCGAGGAGACGUUCCUCUCGCGUGCCAGGGACCUGGAGCAGACGACCGAGGCACGCGAUCAGGCGCAGCAGCAAUUCGAGGCGCUGCGCAAAGAGCGUCUCGAGCGGUUCAUGGCGGGCUUUUCGCAAAUCUCGAUGAAGCUCAAGGAGAUGUACCAGACGAUCACGCUGGGCGGCAAUGCGGAGCUCGAGCUGGUCGACAGCCUUGAUCCGUUCAGCGAGGGCAUCAUCUUUAGCGUGAUGCCGCCCAAGAAGAGCUGGAAGAACAUCAGCAACCUGAGCGGUGGCGAAAAGACGCUGAGCAGUCUCGCGCUGGUCUUUGCGCUGCACGCCUACAAGCCCACGCCGCUCUAUGUCAUGGACGAGAUCGAUGCUGCGCUGGAUUUCCGCAAUGUGUCGAUUAUUGCCAACAUUAUCAAAGAGCGCACGCGCGGCGCCCAGUUCAUCAUCAUUUCGCUGCGCAACAACAUGUUUGAGCUGUCGUCGCGCCUCGUGGGUGUGUACAAAACGGCCAACUGUACCAAGAGCCUGGCGAUCGACAAUACGGACCUACAUGCGCCGGCCGUGCCCCCGUCGCCAGCCAAGGUGCUUGCGUCGCCGACCAAGGCGAGCGGAACGCACGCACCGCUACUGUAG